Molecule: messenger RNA, 351 nt
Organism: Macrosiphum euphorbiae (potato aphid)
Lineage: Eukaryota; Metazoa; Arthropoda; Insecta; Hemiptera; Aphididae
Source: the annotation of a GenBank genome assembly
AUGGUCGAGACCAAGAAGGAGUUCAUUGAGCGCGAGGAGCGCCGUCGCGCGAUCGCAGCCCUUAAGCGGAAAUCCGCGAUUGAGGGUAUAAAGGCAGUCCAUGUCAUGAUACCGCGCGCGAAUUCCGAUCCAGACUUCGUCGCCGAAUUCGUUUUAAAUGUCGACGGGUUAGAUACUGUGUGGUCUCAGUAUAAAGCGGAAGAUAACACGUUAUUAGAAUGCCUUGUUAACGUAGGUAAAGAAAGUGAAUAUGCUCCCGGACAAUCGGGUGAAUUACGUAUUAUUAUCGUAUUCCGCGAACGUCCUUCGUCCGGCUCGUACGGCGCCCACCCUGGGCCGAAACGUCGAUAA